Molecule: messenger RNA, 463 nt
Organism: Colossoma macropomum (tambaqui)
Lineage: Eukaryota; Metazoa; Chordata; Actinopteri; Characiformes; Serrasalmidae
Gene: rplp2b
Product: ribosomal protein, large P2, like
Exons: 5
Coding region: 74-421 (115 amino acids)
Biological process (GO): translation; cytoplasmic translational elongation
Cellular component (GO): ribosome; cytosolic large ribosomal subunit
Molecular function (GO): structural constituent of ribosome
Source: RefSeq, a predicted model, not a curated record
CUGGUUUUCCCGGUUUCCGGUCCUUCGCUCUUCCUUUUCCGUUUGUUGGAGGCCUGUGUGGUGGAGCGCUAGAAUGCGUUACGUUGCUGCUUACCUGCUCGCUGCCCUCGGGGGCAAGGACAACCCCAGUGCCACUGACAUCAAGAAGAUCCUGGAGAGCGUUGGCAUUGAGGCUGAUGAGACUCGCAUGAACAAGGUCGUGUCAGAACUCAGUGGCAAGAAAGUUGAGGAUGUGAUUGCCCAAGGCUAUGGUAAACUGGCCAGCAUGCCUGCUGGUGGCGCUGUGGCUGUAGCCACCUCUGCUGCACCCGCCGCUGGAGGAGCUGCUGCACCUGCUGCAGCGGCUGAGGAGAAGAAGGAGGAGAAGAAAGAGGAGUCCGAGGAAUCCGAUGACGACAUGGGAUUCGGGCUGUUCGACUAAACAGUCUCAUUGGGACCAGAAUAAAGAAUUUGUUAAAAAAAU